UUUCCUACGAACAAACAGUAUAGGACAAGCGGACAACGUCCAAAGAAACGGAACGUCGACUAAAAAUCCAUAUUUUAUUGGCUCAAAAACGUGAGAGAAGUUCUUGAAAGGCCAAGGGCGAGGCUGGCGGAAAUGAUGCGAGCUCCAUCAUCAGCAUCUUCCUGCAUCUUCUGCCAGAUUGCCCGUUCUUCCACCUCCACUGUUCUCCUCCACUCUGAUGAAAAGGUGGUUGUUUUUCAGGACAUCAACCCUUCUGCAUUCAGGCAUUACCUGGUAAUUCCAAUAGAGCACAUUCCAACAGUGAGGAACCUUCAGAGGAGAGAUGAAGACUUUGCAUUAGUGAGUCACAUGUUAGAUGUGGGACAAACUCUGUUGCGCAAGGAUGCACCUAAUUCCAAGCAUUUCAGAUUUGGUUUUCAUCAACCUCCUUUUAACAGUGUUGAUCAUCUCCACCUUCAUUGUUUAGCACUUCCUUUUAUUCCAAGUUGGAAAUCCAUAAAAUACUUAUCUCUUGGACCACUUGGUGGAUUUAUCGAAGCUGAAAAGUUGUUGGAGAAAUUAAAGCCAUUGUCUCCUCUUACCUCAUAAACGUAGUCCAUCUUCAACUCUUUCUGGCUUGUUCCACGGUAAUCCAUUUGCUUUGCCAAAUGUAAUAUGACUAUAGCAAAGUUACCUAGGACCCUUACUGCACAGUAUUGUAUUUGUCAAGCUUCCAACUGAAAGGAAGAUAAAGCGUAAAUAGUGAUGAGGAAUUGAGGAUCAGGCAAUCUUGUACAAGUGCUGAUCUGGAUGGCGUUGCUUCGUUCAGGCUAUGUUGAUGAUUUGUAAUCUUUGUUUUGUUAAUUAGUUGAUCAAGUAAGCUAUGCAAUUGCACUGGCAUGAUCUUUUCACAGUAUCUUACAUAAUUGAAAUUUUGUUUCAUGUGAUCU
Molecule: messenger RNA, 929 nt
Organism: Coffea eugenioides
Lineage: Eukaryota; Viridiplantae; Streptophyta; Magnoliopsida; Gentianales; Rubiaceae
Product: bifunctional adenosine 5'-phosphosulfate phosphorylase/adenylylsulfatase HINT4
Exons: 6
Coding region: 133-588 (151 amino acids)
Molecular function (GO): catalytic activity
Source: RefSeq, a predicted model, not a curated record